AUGAAUAAGCUCUUAUCUUCUAAAUUCUUCCACUCUGCAAAGAGGCAACUAACAUAAAAAUCUACUUACAAUUUUGCAUAAAUUUGCUCAUCUGCUGCUGAAGCUCUUAGAGAUGUUAAAGAUGGCUCCAAGAUUCUUAUGGGUGGAUUUGGUAUAUGCGGUAUUCCUGAAAACUCAAUUCUUGAACUCAAGAAAAUGGGUGUAAAGGACCUGACUGUAGCUUCAAACACUUGUGGUGUGGCAGAUUGGGGUUUAGGUCUUUUACUAUAAACUAGAUAGAUCAAAAGAGUUAUUGCUUCUUAUGUCGGUGAAAAUCCUGUUUUCGAAAAGCUUUUCAAGGGAGGCUUACUUGAAGUCGAAUUAACUCCUCAAGGUACCUUAGCUGAAAAGAUGCGUUCAGGUGGUUUAGGUAUUCCUGCCUUCUACACACCCACUGGUGUUGGUACUUACGUAGAAUAUGGUAAGGUUCCUAUUAGAUAUAUUGCUAAUACUCCUAUUCCUGAUAUGCUCUCUAAGCCUAAAGAGCGUAGAAUUUUUAAUGGCAGAGCUUAUAUUAUGGAAGAAACCUUGACUGGUGAUUUUGCUAUUGUUAAGGCAUAAAAGGCUGAUAGAAAAGGAAAUUUGUACUACAAUAGAACCGCUAAAAACUUUAACGAAGAUGCAGUUAUGGGUGGUAAGAUUGCUAUUGCUGAAGUCGAAGAAUUAGUUGAGGAUGGAGAACUUGAUCCUGAUUUGAUCCAUACUCCUGGUGUAUUUGUUGAUAGAGUCUUUGUAGGUGAAAAAUUCGAGCAUAGAAUUGAAAAACCCAUGUUCGAUACUUCAGAUUAACCUUAAAAACCCAAAGAUAAAAUUACUCACAAGGAAAGAGUUCGUGAUAGAAUUGUUGCUAGAGCUGCUAAGGAAGUUAAAUCAGGAAUGAAUUUAAAUCUUGGUAUUGGUAUGCCCACCUUACUUCCACAAUUCUUACCUAAGGGUAUUAACAUUAUGCUUGAGUCAGAAUUAGGUGUUAUGGGUGUUGGACCAUAUCCCAAGAAAGGACAAGAGCAUGCAGAUCUUAUUAAUGCAGGAAAAGAACCUAUCACUUUAUUACCUGCUGCCAGUACUUUCUCUUCAUCUUUAUCUUUUGGUAUUAUUAGAGGUGAUCAUUUAGAUAUGACUAUGUUAGGUGCUAUGUAGGUUAGUAGAACAUGUGAUAUUGCUAAUUGGAUUAUUCCUGGUAAGUUAGUAAAGGGUAUGGGUGGUGCCAUGGAUCUUGUCUCAUGCAGAUCUAAAGUUAUAGUUUUGAUGGAACAUAAUAAUAAGCAUGGUGAAUUUAAGGUUGUCGACUAGUGUACCCUUCCUCUUACAGGCAAAGGUGUAGUCAACACUCUUAUUACUGAAAUGGCUGUUUUCAGAAACUGGGAUGGAGAAUUGGUUUGUGAAGAAAUAGCUGAAGAAUGUACCCUUGAAUAAGUUAGAGAAGCUUCUGGAUAUGAAUUCAGAGUUGCUGAAAAUCUUAAAAAGUUCUGA
Tetrahymena thermophila SB210 is the source of this 1509-nucleotide messenger RNA. Its product is annotated as succinyl-CoA:3-ketoacid-coenzyme A transferase. Gene Ontology annotation, molecular function: CoA-transferase activity. The record is from RefSeq and is a predicted model, not a curated record. NCBI's taxonomy places the organism in Eukaryota, Ciliophora, Oligohymenophorea, Hymenostomatida, Tetrahymenidae. Gene Ontology annotation, biological process: ketone body catabolic process. The transcript has 4 exons.